This is a messenger RNA of Oryzias latipes (Japanese medaka), 1736 nucleotides long. NCBI's taxonomy places the organism in Eukaryota, Metazoa, Chordata, Actinopteri, Beloniformes, Adrianichthyidae. The record is from RefSeq and is a predicted model, not a curated record.
GUGCCUCCUCUUCACGUUCAUGAGAAAAGUCUGUGAAAGCGUCACACCGAUGGUGCUGGAGUCUGCACAAAGGUCAGUCCCCGGUUCAUCUGAGCUAAAGCCCUUCAAAGCCGAGAAGAGGCAUCUGAUUCUAGAAAUGCCGCCUGCAUGAAGACGGAAGGAAAGAGGCUGUGGUUUUUGCAGACUUCGUCGAAAAGCACACCUCCUGUUGCGUUUGAUGGGCGGGGCCCCAGAGACGUGAGAUGAGAAGAGUCUCAGUCUUCACAGAUGAAUCAGCCUGGAAGGAUGAAGCUGCUGCUGAUCAGCCUGCAUUUCUCUUCUCUCUGCACGCUCUCUUCUUGGAGUGUAUCAUUGAACACAGUGAAUGUCAGGCAAACUACAGACUUUGAUGCCUUUGAAGGAGAAGCUGUGACCAUCAGCUGCUGCUGGACAGGGUGGACCAGAGUGAGAGUGACCUGGUUCAAAAAUCAAGCAACAAUCAAAAAUGAUUCCUUUUUGACAAAUCCGCUUCAAGAAACUCAAAAAGAUGAGAUGGAAAAAUGUUCAUUCUGGAACUUUGACAGCAUCAAAAAACAGGAUUCAGGCAGAUACGACUGUGAAAUUAUCAUUGAGAUCCCUGAAUUAAUUAAAGUCAGGGGAAACGGUACAAUCAUCACCGUGGCAACCAGAGAGAACCAAACUAACACAAACGUUCCUGAACAACCCACGGGUCUUCCAGUUUCCAUCGUGGCGUCUGUGGCGGUGGCGUCGCUGCUGCUCCUGAUCACCUUAGCCUGCUUCUGCUGUCUGCGAAAGAACAAAGGCUCGGGAGGCGCGGCGCGGGUCAUACACCAGAGUCCCUACACCAACUCAGACAUCAGUGACAUGGACAAUCACAGCACCAGCUCCUCCAGAGGCUCCUCUCAGUGGUGCCAGGUUCCUGUGUACGACUCCCUGGACUACUUUGAGCACGUGGAAAACAAAGAACGUGAAUGAGGAUGUGCGGUUCUCCUGCUUCUCAGCUUGUUUAUAUUUAACCCUCACCCACUGAUUCUGCAUGGAAGCUUCACCAGAGACGAGGCUGAGUGGGACGAUGGAGAACUGCUGCUUCAGGAAGUGGAAAGAAUGCCUGUGAACGCUUUUCUGUGGGCCUGCAGGCCGAAUGAGGAGUUCUCAGUCUUUAUUUUCCACAGAGCUCUAUGAUAAAACCCAUCAAUGCUUAGAUGCCAGAAGACAGAAAUCACUGCAAACUCCCACCGCAAAUGUCUGCAGCUCCUUCAAUUUUCUUUGUCUUUGAGGCAGUGGAGGGUCUUAAUCCCCUUUUCUCUGUGUAAACUCUUUACAUUUGUACAACCCAGGGUGAGUUUAAGGAGUUUACAAACUGAGCAGUGAGCUGCUUUUUCUGGGGUCGCUCCAUUGACUUUAUACGCAAACUGGACUGAUUGACCCCUCCCACCUGGUGUGCCAAACAGGAAGUACCCGCUGGUUCCAAAAGUCCCAUAGACUUCUAUAGAGAAAUAAACAGCUAGAAUAGAACAGUCAGUAGAACAGUAUUAAUCGGAAUAACCAUUCUUGAUCUGAUACCUUUUGUUUUUUUACAACAUCUUGAUAAUCCUCUUUAAAUAUUUUUCUGUAGUGCAAAUUAUUUAAGUCAUAAACCGACCAAUGAGAUGUCUCAGUAAAAGCUCUGCUAAAUUAAAUGAAAAGAUAUGAGCAGCAAUGUUCUGCCGCUUUUUCUUUCUGUAAAAAGGUCAAUG